Nicotiana attenuata is the source of this 2777-nucleotide messenger RNA. Its product is annotated as pentatricopeptide repeat-containing protein At1g08070, chloroplastic-like. Gene Ontology annotation, biological process: RNA modification. The transcript has a single exon. The coding region runs from base 273 to 2315 and encodes 680 amino acids. NCBI's taxonomy places the organism in Eukaryota, Viridiplantae, Streptophyta, Magnoliopsida, Solanales, Solanaceae. Gene Ontology annotation, molecular function: protein binding; RNA binding; zinc ion binding. The record is from RefSeq and is a predicted model, not a curated record.
AGUGCACAAACAACGGGCUGCUAUUUAAGAUUAGCUAGUAUUUAUUUUUUCCUGGAAAUUUAAAUUAACAAUCUUAAUUUCAGGAUAAUUUAGAAAUUAAUUAAUCUGAAAAACUGAAAUUUAGGACGCAUUGACUAAUUCUUAAAUAGUAGGGCUUUAGAGUCUUAGAGUUAAAAAUUGCUUCAAGUUGCUAAGUUGAUUUUGGCAAUUAAUCGAGUUAACAGCUAACGGCUGAGAGCGAGAGCCUGAAAACACUCCCUUUGGUCCCGCCAAUGAAUGAUUCUUGGAAUGGGCUAUGGCAACAGAAAGAUAUCGCCCUCUCUCUGCUAAAGUCUUCACACAACCGCACCACAUUGAAUCAUCUAAAGUCUCUCCAUGUAUACCUCCUCCGCACCGGCCUUCACCACAGCAGUUUCGCCGUCGGCAACUUCAUCACCCAAUGCGCUUCUCUUGGACUCAUGUCAUAUGCAGCCCAGCUGUUCGAUCAAAUGUCUGAGCCAAAUUCCUUUGUCUGGAAUACCCUCAUCAGAGGCUUCCAACAAAAUCAUUCACCCAAAUGUACCCUUUAUUAUUUCGAUCAAAUGCGGGCACACAAUGUCCUACCUGAUAAAUUCACAUACCCUUUUGUAAUUCGCGCUUGUUCGGAUUUACUGCAGUUUGCCAAAGGACUAAGUCUUCAUGGCCAGUUGUUUAAAAUUGGAGUCCAUCUUGAUAUCUUUGUGGGUACUAGUUUGAUCGAAUUUUAUACUGCUAUGGGGGAUAUGAGCAUGACUAAAAAAGUUUUUGAGGAAUUGCCGGUUAAAGAUGAAGUAACAUGGUAUGCCAUGUUAUCUAGUUAUGUCAACAAAUGUAACGACAUGGAAAAAGCUCGGGAUUUGUUCGAAAAGAUACCAUGUAAGGAUCUUGUAAUUUGGCAUACCAUAAUUCUUGGGUAUGUCAAAGCUGGGGACUUGGAGCUAGCGAAAAUGUAUUUUGAUAGAGCGCCUGUUAAGGAUUUACUCAUGUACAAUACAAUUUUAGGUUGCCUUGCCAAGAAUGGCGAAGUUGAAUGUCUCUUGAGAUUGUUCCAUGAAAUGCCUUGUAGGGAUUUGGUAUCUUGGAAUACGGUAAUUGGAGGCCUCGUACGUGAUGGGAGGGUUAAUGAAGCUAUGAGAUUCUUCCAUCAAAUGGAAAGAGUGAAUUUGUCGCCUGAUGAUGUUACCCUGGCGAGCUUGCUCUCUGCUUGUGCACAAGCUGGAGCUCUGGAUACUGGGAAAUGGUUGCACUCAUAUAUCGAUAGGAGGUAUAAUGAGUUAAAUGCUGUAAUUGGAACGGCAUUGGUAGAUAUGUAUUGCAAGUGUGGGGAUUUAGAGAGUGCUGCAUGUGUCUUCGAUAAGAUGCCCGAACGUGAUACUGUAGCUUGGAGUGCAAUGAUCAUGGGGUCCUCGAUGAACGGGCAGAGUAGAACUGCAUUGAAUUUCUUUUACCGUAUGAAAGAUGAAUCUGAAAGGCCUAAUGAUGCAACAAUUUUGGGGGUUCUUUGUGCUUGUGUGCAUGCAGGGUUGGUUGAUGAGGGAAGGAAGUGCUUUUAUGGUAUGUUUCAGGAGUUUGGUUUAACACCAAAGUUGGAGCAUUAUGGUUGUAUGGUUGAUCUCCUCGGUCGAGCUGGUUUGUUAGACGAGGCAUAUAAUUUGAUACAAUCUAUGCCAUAUGAGCCACACACGGGUGCCUGGGGCGCCUUACUAGGUGCAUGCAAGAUACAUGGAAAUGUUGAGCUUGCUGAAAAGGCCAUAGAACACUUAAUCCAACUUGACCUUGAGGAUGGGGGCUACCUAGCAAUUAUGUCCAACAUAUAUGCCAAUGCUGGAAGGUGGGAAGAUGUCUCAAAAGUCCGAAAAUUGAUGAAAGUAAAAGGCAUUGGUAAGUCGCGAGGGAUUAGCUCCAUUGAGGUUAAUGGGGUAAUACAUGAAUUUGGUGUCCAAGAAAACAGACACCCUCAAGCCAGAGAAAUUUAUGAUAUGAUAGAUGAAAUCUACAGACGACUCAAGAAGGCUGGCCAUGUCGCGAGCACUAGUGAGGUAUUUUUUGACGUCGAAGAGGAGGAAAAGGAAAAGGCUUUGUUUUUCCAUAGUGAGAAAAUGGCUGUUGCUUUUGGACUUAUUGCAACUGAUAAAAACACUAUCAUUCGUGUGGUGAAAAAUCUUCGCAUUUGCGCGGAUUGCCAUGCAGCUAUGAAGCUGAUUUCUGCUUGUUUUGAAAGAGAAAUAGUAAUUAGGGACCGCCAUCGUUUCCACCACUUCAAGAAUGGUUUUUGCUCUUGUAGAGACUAUUGGUGAAUCUAUAAAUUCCCUUCAGUUAACAAACGGUGCUGAAAGUUCGAUGGUACUGGCGUUCUAGUACCUAGGACAGGCUAUAGAGCAAACAAAAUGUCAUGGGCGGUUUUCAAGUCAUGCCCCAUGAGCCCCAUGAUCCUGGUUGGGCCCCAUGGCUCCUUGACAAGCCGCCCAGAGCCUAGUGCAUGGAUGCCCCCAUGGCUCUGGCCGCGCUAGUUGACAAGUGCACCUGCGACUAUGUCGCCCCACUCGUCGCGCACAGUGCCGGCUCAAGGGGGAGGCGACUAAAGCAAUUGCUUUAGGCCUCCCCAAAUUGAAGGCCUCAACUUUUCUUUAGCAGUUAAUAUUGUGUUAUUAUAAAAUUAUUAUAAAAAAGAUACCAGAUUUGUUUCUUUUUGGAGUGUAAUAGAGGUUAUUUAGACAAAUUUUUGAAUUUCAUAAUAAACAUGCAAUAUAGCAAAAUAA